Messenger RNA from Phaeodactylum tricornutum CCAP 1055/1, 1422 nucleotides. RefSeq lists its product with no specific name. Gene Ontology annotation, molecular function: nucleic acid binding; ATP binding. The annotation marks the transcript as partial. The record is from RefSeq and is a predicted model, not a curated record. The transcript has a single exon. Gene Ontology annotation, cellular component: mitochondrion. NCBI's taxonomy places the organism in Eukaryota, Bacillariophyta, Bacillariophyceae, Surirellales, Neidiaceae.
AUGGGAUUCGAUCGCAUGACGGAAAUUCAAGCCAAAACCUUCGAUGCCGCGUCUUUGGGAAAGGACGUGCUCGGGCGCGCCCGCACCGGAUCCGGCAAGACCGUCGCCUUUCUCCUACCCGCACUGGAACGACUCUUGCAGGACAACAACAACAAAAGCAACAAAAAGUCGACGCGCAUGCUCGUCUUGUCGCCCACACGAGAAUUGGCGCAACAGAUUGCCGAACAAACCCGGCUCUUGACGGCCCAUAUGCCCAAUAUGUCGCACCAAGUCAUGGUGGGGGGAACCCCCAAGCCCAAGGACGUCUCGGCCAUGAAGCGCAAGGUACCCACCAUUAUCAUUGCGACUCCUGGACGACUACAGGAUCAUUUGGAAUCCACCGUCGUACACAACACGCCUUUUAAGGAUCUCUUCCGGGAACUCGAUGUGCUCGUUUUGGACGAGACGGAUCGACUCCUCGAUAUGGGCUUUCGUCGAGAAAUCGACAAGAUUAUCAAAUACCUCCCGCGCAACAAGCAGACGCUCUUGUUCAGCGCCACCAUACCGGAAGACGUCAAGCACGUCAUUCGACAAACCAUGCGCGACCCCUACAUCACGGUGGAUUGCAUACACGACGAUCAGGCCGAAUCCUCCUCCCACACCAACGCACAGGUAUCGCAAGCUCACGUCAUUCUCCCGACCAACACCCGCAUGGCAUCCGGCACGGUAGACAUUAUCCGGAACAUUCUCGAAAAACAACCCCACUCGAAAAUUGUCGCCUUUUUCCCCACCGCCAAUCUUGUCGCCUUUUACGCCUCGCUCCUACGGGACGUCCUCGAAAUCCCCCGCAUUCUCGAAAUACACUCGCGCAAAUCACAGUCCCAACGCGAAAAGGCCUCGGAGAGCUUCCGCAAAACCAACCACGGCUGUUUGCUCACUUCCGAUGUGAGUGCCCGUGGAGUAGACUACCCCGACGUUACGCACGUCUUGCAGUUCGGCGUGGCCGAUUCCCGCGAAUCAUACAUUCAUCGCCUCGGACGGACCGGACGCGCCGGUAAACUCGGACAGGGCAUCCUCGUCCUCACGGACGUCGAACGCGGCUUUCUACGGCACCUGAAGGGACUCGAUAUUCCUGUCCACCCGGAACUACAAGCCAUUGUGGACGGGCCCACGGUCGAGUCGCAGCAGGACCUUGCGCCCGUCUGGGCAUCGAUCGGUUCGGGACGGAACGCGGAUUUAGCCCUCAAGGCCACCAAGGCCUACGUUUCCGCACUGGGAUUCUACAACACCCACCUCAAGGCUCGCUGUGGCGUCAAGGGUACCGACGCUUUGGUCGCUUUUUGCAACGCCUUUGCCUACCAGGUGGGAUUCACGACGCUGCCCCCGAUUGAGAAGAAAACAAUUGGCAAAAUGGGACUCAAGGGUAUUCAAGGUUUGAACGUG